Cylindrotheca closterium is the source of this 417-nucleotide messenger RNA. NCBI's taxonomy places the organism in Eukaryota, Bacillariophyta, Bacillariophyceae, Bacillariales, Bacillariaceae. The record is from the annotation of a GenBank genome assembly.
AUGGACAGCAAAUUCAAAACGGAUGAUCCUCAAGACCAGUCUAUGGUCUUCAAAUCGCAAAAGCUGCGCCGGACAACAGCAGCGCCUGUAUCUCCCAAAAAACGUCGCCAGAAAAAAAAACGCACCGAGCACAAACAGCUCACUGACUACUACCCUAACAAAAGACUAAAGGCCGAAGUCUGGUUAAAGAACUUUAACGGAGAAUUUCCUUUGUUGAACAACUUAUCAGAACCACCAAUGGUUAUUGUCGCGGUAGACAUUGCCUUUGGAAUGUUUACAGCUUUCUACCUCAAUAGGUUUGGUCUUAAGCAAGAGGCAAACGUCUUUCCUAUUCUCAAGGCCUUGGGACAAGUCAAAGACCCAAAGGAACCCCAGCUCAGCAACACCGAGAAACUAUUUGCUGAAGAAAUUCGAUAA